CUUCGUAGCCUACUUACUUCAGCAUACGCAGGAAAUAGAAACCGUUGUAUCUUGCUAUCUCCGCCUUAAAGGCACUGAGAGAUGCCGCCUAUCGCCUUUCGAUGAGUGGGUCCAUGGCAGCUUCAACAUGUGCCUACCACUCUAUAUCGACAACUGGAAGAAACGGCCUGGCAGAAAAGUCAUGAUCCGAUUCCCGCUCCCCUAUAAGGUUGGCGAGUUAAAUUAUCCAGGCAAUGCAAAUGAAAAGGUCCGUUGCGAGGCAGCUACUUAUGUUUGGAUCCGCGAGAACUGCCCGGACGUUCCUAUUCCUCACCUGUGGGGGUUUGCAUUUGCAGCUGAUGCGCAGGACACAAAGGGCUAUAGCUUCAUCGCAUUAGACGGCGCAUCCCUACUCACACGGCUUUUUGAGACUCUUCGCCGCCAGUUCUCUUUCCUGUUAGGCCACAACAAUCCCUGUAGGUAUAUAUCAGCAGGGCGCCCCUAUAGUUUUGAGAUAGGGCACCUAGUUAUUGAUUACCUCGAAGAGACCGACGGCACGAUGCUAUCAGCAUUGUGGGAAAGUUACCGACAGGAUGACGGCCAUUUAGCCAAUCUGUUUCAGGGCUUGUCACGAAUUAUGCUUGCGCUAGGGAAUAUUCCAUUGCCACGUAUUGGCUCCUUUACUAUGGACAACGACGGAGUGGUUAGACUUGCGAACCGCCCGCUGACUCUUCAGAUACAUCAAUUAGAGAAUGAGGGCAUUCCAACGAAGAUAGAUCGAGAUACAACUUACGCUACGACGGAGUCCUACUUUCUCGACGUAUUAUCCUGUCAUGAUAACCAUCUAACUUACCAACUCAACGCCAUUAACGACGAGUCUGAUUGCCGUUCACAGAUGGCUGCUCUAGCUAUCAUUCGGACCGUCCUUCCACGCUUUAUACGCCAUGAUCUACGCCGCGGGCCAUUCCUCCUCACCCAAACCGAUGUCCAUCAAAGCAAUAUAUUCGUGGAUGACGAGUGGAAUAUCAAAUUUUUCAUUGAUCUAGAGUGGGCAUGCUCUUUGCCUAUGGAGAUGCAGCACCCACCGUACUGGCUUACGAGUCAAGCGGUCGAUGGCUUUGCUGAUGAGGAACUCGCCUUGAUUGAAGUUAAAUAUAGCGAAUUUCACAGAAUCUUUGCUCGUGAGGAGGCGCUACAGGGUCUAGGAAGUGAUAAACCAAUUUCAUUAUCCCGCGCAUGCACCAUGCAGAAGGGGUGGGAGUGUGGGAAUUUCUUCUACUUUCUAGCUCUAGACAGUAUCUCAGGGCUAUAUGGCAUUUUCAUCCAACAUCUCCAGCCUAGAUUUGCGGAUCAUUUCGCUGAUAGUAACUUUGAGCGUAUUGUUUCUUCAUAUUGGUGUUCGGAAAGCCAGGAAUUCGUCGUUGGUAAGAUCCAGCAGAAGAGCGAAUAUGACAGGCGGCUAAGGGAGGUGUUUGAGAGGCCGAAGAAAAUAACAAAUGGAGGUUUUUAACGUUUCUUGUGUUUGUUGUUCAGCUUGAAGGAUUUUUUUAGCAGCCCUGUCCAGUUGU
This is a messenger RNA of Pseudogymnoascus verrucosus, 1547 nucleotides long. RefSeq lists its product as uncharacterized. The coding region runs from base 128 to 1489 and encodes 453 amino acids. The record is from RefSeq and is a predicted model, not a curated record. NCBI's taxonomy places the organism in Eukaryota, Fungi, Ascomycota, Leotiomycetes, Thelebolales, Thelebolaceae. The transcript has 2 exons.